AUGGGUAAAAAAGGGAAGGCAAACAAAUUGGCUAAAAUGUCCGAGGAAGAGCGCGCGCGUUACAUGCAAAUGCGUGCGGACAUAGAGGAGGAGGCGCGACGGCGAAAAGUGCAAUUGAUAUCACUUUUCAUGAAGAAUAAGCUCAAGCGCGAGGAGGCCUUCUGCCGCCUCAAUAUGGCGAAAAUCAAUCAGGAAUGGCGUUCCAUCCUACGGCAAGUGAAGGUGCAGGAGCUGCGCAAGGAAAUGGAGGAGCUGCAGAAGUUCUUUCAAGAGCGUCUCGAUCGCAAAUAUCGUAUUAUCAAGCGGCUACUCAACGAUAUCGACAUUGCGGAGGAUAUGUACUCCACGCUGCAUCAGUCGCAUAUGGAAAUUGUGAAUAAGAUGAUUGGCCUCCAACAGCAGCGCAUGCAAUUUUUUAAAGAUACUUAUGAGAAAAAUAAGACUACAGUCUUGGAAGAAUACGCACAGGAUUAUGCAGAUUUUCAACAAAAACGUCAGAACGCCUUAGAAGAGUUGGAAUGUGUUAAGUGUCAAUUGGAAGAUGAGAGCGAUAAGCGCGCCAAUGAGAGAGAGGAGCGCCAUUUACAGCAAUUGGAUGAUAUGAAGAGUGAGAUGCAACUCUACAUUGAAAAUAUCACCAAAAGUGGUGAAUCUAAGCUCGAACGCCUCUGGCAGGAAUAUCAAGAUGUGCUCGCUGGUUAUAUGCGUCGCACAGAGGGCUUCUACGCGGAGUAUAUGGAUCUGAAAGAACGUGAUGAGGAGAGCUCGAAAGUCAUACGCGAUCAUUAUCACCAUAUCGAACGCGCCGGAGAUCAACUGGCACAUCUCAAGCUCGUCUACACCGAUACACUGGAAAAUAAUGAUGUUAAGAUUGUUUACUUCGUAAAAUUAAGAGAUGAUCUACAGCUUCGUAUGUCCGAGUCUAAAGCGAACUUUGAAAACGAAUUGAAAGCAGACGAAGAACGUUUCAAACUGAUGAGUGUAGAGAGCUAUAAUAUACUGAAGCAUCUUAAAAGCAUCGCUGCCGCUGGAGAGACAUUACUGCAAAUAGCACUCGUCUGUCGUAAGCACGAGACUGAAAGAGAGCAGUUGCUGCCUUUGGGUUUGCCACCGCUCAGUAAGCAAAUGUUCGCAGAGGAAACGAAGGCUCAGGAGAAUGAAGAGAAGAAGUUGGCGGAAGCGCUGAAGGAUUCAGAGCAGCCACGAGAGCAGUUAGAAGAAUACGCCUUCGUGAAUUGGAUGUUGAUGGAGAAUUUUUGGCGACGCGUCAACAAUGCACGCGUUGAUGUGGUCUGCAUGAAGCGGCAGAAGAAAACGCUCGAAGAAGAGAAUGCCCAACUGAAAGCACAACUACAAGAUCAUCUAAUCAACUUGAAUCUGAGCAACGGCUCUAAUCUGCACAUCAACGAUUAUCUAGCCAAACGACCGAGCAGCAUGCGUGUAGAUCGUGUACCGCAGGAACACUUGAAACAAACGAAAUGUCGCAGCGCAGCCGAAGGGCGACGUACGAGCGUAACGCCAAGCGGCAGCAACAGCAAAGGCUUUCGGCGUCCCAUCACCGCUUGCAUAGAGGCGAAUUUCACCAGCACCGUGCGUACGGCACGUUUGCUGCGCGGCAAACCGAAGUUGGCGAAAAUUGAGGCUUUUGUGAGACCGUAA
Messenger RNA from Ceratitis capitata (Mediterranean fruit fly), 1659 nucleotides. Its product is annotated as coiled-coil domain-containing protein 65. Gene Ontology annotation, cellular component: axoneme; axonemal dynein complex. Gene Ontology annotation, biological process: cilium-dependent cell motility; axonemal dynein complex assembly; regulation of cilium movement. Bases 1 to 1659 code for a protein of 552 amino acids. The record is from RefSeq and is a predicted model, not a curated record. NCBI's taxonomy places the organism in Eukaryota, Metazoa, Arthropoda, Insecta, Diptera, Tephritidae. The transcript has 6 exons.